AAGCUCCCAAAAUUAAAUGAUAAUGGAUAAAUGAUUAAAACAUAUUUGAUCUGCCAGUGUAAUACGCGAUUUUCUGAAUAAAGACAAUUCACGAAGAGCGCACCUAAAAUUUUAUAAGAUUAAAUUAUAAUUUUUUAAUGUUGAAAAAAAAUAAAAAUAAUUGAAUAAUUGAUAAUUGGAUCAUUAAAUACAUAUAUAUAUAAUUGAGAAGUUUAAUUAUCUAAUUAUGAACUGUUAAAUAAAUAAACGAGUAAUUGAACUGUAAUAAAUUCAGUUACACAAUUUAGUCGCGUGUACUAUAAAUAAUUUUUAUUCAUAAAAUUUUUAGUUAAAAAUGAUUUAUGCUGAAGAAGACACGCAGACUAUUUUUCAAAAAGAACAAGAAACUUUGGCGAAGGAAUUGGAUUGGUUGUUGAUUUCUCAAUUACCAAAUGCACUUUAUGAGAUAAAGAAAGGGCUGAAGAAAUGUGAAACGAUUAUGAAGUCACCUGAACAUGAUGAUUCUCUGGGCACAAGUACUUUACCGAUAUCAUCAAACAAUAAUGAUUUUUUAAAAGGAUUCAUUACUUUAGAUGGUAGCGAUAUUAUCAAAGGGGAAUUAUCAGUAAAAUUAUCUAAUUACAAUAGGGGUAAUUUAAUUAAACUAACCAUUAAUCCAAAAAAGCCUUACUUUAUUGAACAGUUGGUUGAUGCACAGAAUUACCUUACUUUGGCAUUGGAUGCAUUGGAACGCACUAGUAAAGAUCUUACAAAAGAAAGUGCUCGAGAGUUGUUAGAUUCUGUUCUCAUUUAUAUUAUAAGUAGUCGAUCAGUUUUGGUUUGUGCUCAUGAAGAAAAAUUGUUCCCUUAUAAGAUUUGCGAUCCUCAGAUGUUUGGUACAGUAAUACCCGAAGAUUUAAUUAUUCAAUUUCAUGUAGAAGGAUCAAAUGUUGUUUGUUCAGUUUAUGGACUACAUUACCAUUCUUCUUUACCAUCACAAAAGAAAAACGGUGGUUUGUUAGGAACGGCCAAAUCAUCUUCAAAUAUUUGGAAGUAUAAAGAUAAAUAUGCUUCUGUGUUAGAUAAAGUGAUUGUAAAAUCACGUGAUCCAAAACUCGAGGAAGUUAUGGAAGGUUUGGAGAAAUUAGAAAGAGAGUGUUUAGCUUGGAAAGGAAAAAUUGCUUUAUUCAAAAAUUUGGAAUUAGGAAAUUGACCAUCCCGCACUUUUACGUGAUGAUUUACACCAGAAUAAUGAUUUUAAUAUUUACUCUCAGUAUUCAUUAUAUGAUAUUAUUCUAAUAUCCGAUUAACUUUUUUUCUUGCAUUGUAUUUAAAUAAAAUAUGAUAUUGAAAAAAAUUUUCUGCAA
Molecule: messenger RNA, 1346 nt
Organism: Rhizophagus irregularis DAOM 181602=DAOM 197198
Lineage: Eukaryota; Fungi; Glomeromycota; Glomeromycetes; Glomerales; Glomeraceae
Cellular component (GO): RAVE complex
Source: RefSeq, a predicted model, not a curated record